Cinara cedri is the source of this 6274-nucleotide messenger RNA. Lineage: Eukaryota; Metazoa; Arthropoda; Insecta; Hemiptera; Aphididae. The record is from the annotation of a GenBank genome assembly.
AUGAAAAAAAAAGGUGGUAAAACGAAGGAAAUUGAAAACCCAGAACAAGAAAUUUUAGUAACAACUAUAUCAACAAUUUAUAAAGCACACCACUUAAAAGUAUUUGUUUUAUCUUAUAGGCUUCGUUGAACAAAGAAUUGGACGCUCAUUAUAACAAGACGAAAAUUCUUUUUAAACAAUAUGAUAACGUAUUGUCUGAAAUUGAAGACGCUGCGUUUCACAAUCAUUUACUGGUAAUUUAUAUAAUACACAGUUAUUCUUGUAAAAACACAAUAGUUGCAAAAUAUAUGGAUGUUUUAAUUGUUUAAUAUCAUAUGAAAUUGAAAAUCAAGAAUGACUAUAGUUAAGUAGGAGCGUAGCUGUUCGAAUAUUCGCGUGUUAAAAUAAUAAUUAUUGCCCACCGACGUUUUUAUUUAAUAUAAUUACUCAAUCAGUAAUUAUUUUUGUUCACAAGUUACACAUUUUCGGUUUUUUUUUCAUAAUAAUAUACUUCAAUGAGUUCAACGUAAUUAUUAAAUAACCCAUAGUUAAUUAACUUAAAAACUAUAAUUGAUAAAAAAAUGUUGGUAAGAUAAAAACUACUAAGUCUAUGUAUUAUUCGAAGUAUUUGUUGUUAUUAAAUUCGAAAAUUAAACCUAGUGUUAAAUACGAUAAAAAAUUGUGUUUUACAGUAUCAGCAACUUAAUAAUAUAUGUAGAUUUUAGGUAUGUAGAACUAAUUAAAAUCGGUUUGAAAACGAAUUAGUUGUCUGUAAUCUUUAAUACUUAUGGAUCGGACAGUGUCCGUUUAGUUAUUUAUCUAAGUUAUUUUUUUAAGUCUUUUAUCAAAGCAUAAACAAUUAAUUGCAAUAUAAAUGUUUGUAGUCCUUGCCCCAGUGUGUAAUAUAAAAAUAAAACAGAAUUUAACUAUCUUAAAUAUCUUCGAAGAUAUUACAAUGGGCAUAUAUUCGUGGGACACCCUGUAUAUAAUAUUUAUUUGUACAUUUUAUCUUAAAAUACAGCCAUGAGAUUUUCCCGAAAGUUGGUAUUUUAAGGUUUUUGAGCAUAAUAAAUCUAUUGAUUUGGGUCUCUAUUUGGGUAAAGGGCUUAAACAGAAUGUCAAAAUUUUGAUGCGUUUUCGUUGAUUAAAGGUUGUUAACUUACUUUUUAUAACACCUUUUUAAACCCCAUAAUUUUAAUUUUACAAAAUUGUUACGUCGUUGAUUUCAAUAAAUGUGAUAAUUUGACAUUUGUUAUUUAUUUUUAAUAUAAUUAUUUUAAAAAUUGGGUAUUGGAUUUAAUAAAUUAAUAUUGUUAAAUAAAUUAUAGUGUAUAUUUUCAAACAACUUACAAAUGUGCACCUGAUGUAUACCUGCUGUACAUUCUUAGUAAAACAUAAAUAUUAUAUAUUUUUAGUCGUAUAAAAGAUGUUUGACUAUGCAGAUGGAAUUCAGAGAUAAAUUAAUGGAAAAAUUAACUGACGAGUUAGAACAGUUUCAGGAACAUCGUAACAGGGCUCGCCUGAAAAAUUUGGAAUUAGUCAACAAUACGUUAAGUAAGUUAAUAGGCAAUUAUUAAAAAAAAAAAUAAAAUAAUCGAAAACUUAAAGAUAAGUAGUCAAUAAUUAAGAAAAAAAAAAUAAGGAACAUGAGAUUAUAGUAAGACGGGACAAGAAUAAAUUGAAUUCUAUAUAAAUGACUGCGAUAAGAAUAAAUGUUUUAAACAAAUAAACGAUCGAAAUAUCAAACAAUCAGCACAAUAGAAAUAAAAAUACAAUUUUUUCGCCUAAAUUAGUGUCAUAAUAUGAUGAAAUUAUUUCCACCGACAAGCGCUAACGUUUAAAUACAUUUACCUACUUACGAUACACUAAAUUAUCACAUUUCAUGGUUUAGAUAAAAUAUAUGUAUACAUAUUUUGUAUAUAUACAGUGUCGUUUAAAAAGGAAAUCGAGGCAAUACACGAUCAAUAUACGUUUGAAGUGGAACUAGCGACAUCUGAAAAUUUGUCAGAGCUUGAAACCAAAAAAAAAUUGUACAAUACACACUGGGAGAUACUGAAAUAUGAUCAUGGGGCGAUGAAAAUUAAAACACAAAAAGAUAUGUCCAAACUCGAAAAGACGCAUACUGAAAAAAUGAAUACCGAAAAUGGAAGGGUAUGAAAAUAUUUUAUUUAAUCUGUAUUUAAACAACUACAGUCCUAUUUAAUCUUGAUACGUGUAAUGUAUUGUCAUCGUUGAUAAGAAUCAUUCCGUGUGCGUGCGUAUUCACGAGACACGAAAAUAUUGAAAAAGCCAAUUCCCAAUGAUACUGAAAAACAAUAAAAAUGUAAAAAAAAAAUAUAGAAUAAAUACAAUAUUUUGAAGAAAAAAAAAGCUAAUACUGUUGAUGAGUGUGCCACUGUUGUAGGUGGAAAGUUGAGAAGGUAGGGAAGAGUUAUAUAGAGUUAUAUAAUAAUAAAAAAUCGUACACUGUAGUAAAACCAAUACACUCAGCACUUCGCUGAGAAUCUAAAACAGAAUGAAAACAGUAAUUACAUAAAUAUUUUACCAUUAAAUUUUUUUUUUUUAUGGUGGGAAGCAGCACAUACGAAAUGUUUAGUUUAAUAACAGAUUUUUCACUAUAUAAUGCUUUUUGAAAUUAAUUAAUUUAAAGCGUGGCAACAAUUAUAUUAAUAGUACAAUUAAUUAAUUACUGUAAAGAAUGGUAAAUGUUAUAUAUUUGUAAAAUUAUGUUGAAACAAUAAGUACUUAUCUAAGAUACAAUUUUUACUUAUCUAUAUAAUUGUCAGAACACAACUAACCCUUAAAAUUAUAAAUCGAAAUUAGGCUAAGUGAGUAGAAAAUGUCGGAUUACGCAUUUUGCUAAAAACAACCAUACAACUAUUGAAGUGUAAUGCUAUUUAUCAAUGUAUCAAAAACGUACUGAAUGAACCUACUUAAUUGUUUUACCAUAAAAUAAAAUAUUAUAUAUUGUUGACGAAGCAUCGCUAUCAACUGAACUCCGCUCAGAAUUAUUUUUAAUAAGCAAUGGUUUAUCGUUGCUUACAGAUACAAAUUAAUUUCCCUUCUAUAACCUAAACUUCCUAACUUCUCACUAACAACAGUGCCUGCACCCAUUGUACUUUAGAAAGGUCCUUUUCGAUUUUCUCAGGAGUUUUUUCAUCAAAUGUGUAAAACCGAAAAAAAAACAUUGAUAAAACGGAAAAAUUUAAGAAAUAUAGGUAUUAGUUAAAAUUACUACGGCCUUCUUUUUUCCUGUGGACAACUUUUCUACAAGCAAUUUCGCUCCAAUUUAUAAUGAUAGCAAUGUUAAUUUGACUGGGAAGGUACUUUAGGGAGGUCAUUUUUCGAUUUUCUCAAGAGUUUUCCGGCAAAUGUGAAAACCGGGAAAAAAACCAUGGGAAAACCAUUAAAAACGUAGGCAAAACGGUGUAUUAAACAAAUAUUAUUAAAGAUAAUAUAUAAUGCCUAUUUAAUUUAUUUACAAUAAUACGACAUAUAUAUAUUGUUGACAAAGCAUCACUAUCAACUGAAAUCCGCUUAAAAUCGUUUUUUCGUUAGCAAUGGUAAAUCGUUGAUUUAUAUUAAAAUACCUAUAACAGUGGCUGCACCCGGUCUCAUUCUCCUAGGACGUCUUUUUUUUAAAUUAAUUAUUUAAAUUAUAAAUAUAAAUAUUAUAAUUAUUAAUUUACAAUUAAGUGAUCAUAAUUUUAAUAUGAAGCGUUUUUUAAUACCAACCUUGGGUGUUUCCACUAAUUCUUUAUCCACAAAAAAAAAAAUAAAACAUCAGCUUAUAUGAAUAUAAACAAGUAUAAUAUUUUUAAGUUAUAUGUUUUUUAUCUAAAUAAAAAUGUAAUUAUCUUUUAUCUUAAUUUAGAUAUUUUCAAUUUGUUUAUCUAUUAUCUUUAUCUCGAUAAAUUCACACAUAUUAUCUUUUAUCUUUAUCUAGAUAACUUUUACAUUAUCUAUUCUCAACACUAUGACCAACCAGUUGAUGAUAUUUGCAUAGAGAUUUUAAGUUAAAGGGAAAUUAAUAUUUUAAAUUGCAUGAACACUAAUUGUGUAUUAAUUGUGUUUACUUGUGCAUCUUACUUACAGACUGUAGAAAUUCUUAACUAACAUAUUAAAUACAUGUGAACUAAAUUCAAUUAAACUGUCCAAUUUAAAUAUUUAUAAUAAAUAUUUUCACGAUUAUAAAUAAAUUUCAUACAUCCACUAAUUAUGAUAAACUUGUCACAAUGAGUAACUAUGUAGAAAAUAUAAACAUUGCUAUACGUGACAUCUUUGAAUAACUGCUCUAAAUGCUCACGAACGACAUAGUUUUAAAAUAAAUAAUACAAUAUAAAAAGUUAGACCCAUUUUAAAAGCAUAGAAAAAAUAGAAGAGUAAAAUAUUAGUUUCCCUUAACUCGAAUUCAAUGAUUUCAAUGCAGAUAUCAACGAACGGUUGGUCGUAACAUUCUUGUUUAGUUUUAAUCUAAAAACGUCNCUAUUUUAUGCAUUAACGAAAUAUAAUUCUGAGCGGAGUUUGGUUAAUAGAGUUGCUUUGUCAUCAAUAUAUUUGUCAUAGUAUGGUAAAAUAAUUAAAUACGCAUUAUAUAAUAUAAUUUGUUUAAUAUUGUACUUAUUUUCCCGUUUUUUUUCUGAUUUUCCCAUAAUUUCCCCGAAUUUUUCCAUUUGUUAUUAAAACAGCUGGUAAAAUAAACUAAAUGACCUCUUUAAAGUACUACUCCAGUGAGGUUUCCUUUCAGAAAAUAGUGUUAUCAUUGCAAAUUGGAGCAAAAUUGUUGGUAGAAAAGUUGUUUACAGAUAAAAAAUAAUAAUAAUAAACACUCAGAAUCUAAAAGUUACAUCAUUAAACUAGGUAUACUAAGUAUGUAAGCAUACCUACAUAACUAGGUAUACUAAGCAUAUGAAAGACGAUUCUUUCUCCGUAUAUUAUUAUUAAUAUGCGUUGAAUAUGUUUAAUGUUUAAUCCAUUUUUAUUUUUAUUAAUACAUCUACAAAAUAAAAUUAAUUUUUCUUGGUUUUAAGCCGAUAUAAGGCAUCGAGAAUUUCUUCUGGAUCAAUGGGUACUUCCCUAUGGAAGGCUGACAACGUUAAUUUAUUGGUACUACACAUUUCGUUAAAUUAAGAAAAAUAAUGUCAUCAUAUCCAUUAUUUUUCCGUUUACUUCAGUAACGCCAUGGAAGAGGAUCUAUAUCACCCCGCGGGCGUGAUAAUAAAAAACGUUAAUAAUUCACCAAAUUCGUCAAAAUAACUAAUUAUUUAAUUAUUUUAAUCUUAACGCAGCAAGAAUCAAUAUUUGAUAAGCAUAUUUGGAAUGAUAAAGAGCACUGCAAAAUUAUCAAAGACAAAAACCUAUUAGUUUUGGACAAUUAUGAGAAAAAAACAAAAAUAUUAUUGGAUGAUUACCAAAAAUUCAAAUCAAAAGAUGAAAAUCUGGAAGAUUUACGAACAAAAUUAAAAACCAAAAUUAAAGAAUCAUUAGUAAGUGCCUAUAGCUACUAUAGUCUAUUUAAUUUCUACAUUACAUUCAAAUAUUUACAAAAGUAUAACUAUAUUAAUACAUUUUAUAAGAAAAUGAUAAGUCACUUAGAAGAAGAAAUCAAAGAACCCAAAUCACUAAAGGAAUUAAACGUGUUGAUAAAAAAAAGAGAUGAGUUACAAGAAGAUUUUAAAAACGUUAUACAAAGUUUAAAAGAUGAUUCUGCAGCUGGUGAAAAACAAAAAAUACUUCUAUGCCAAAUCACCUCACCGAUAGAAAAUGUAAGAGAAUAUUUUAUAAUUCUAUACUUGUAUAAUUUCAUACUAAUAUUUCUUGUUUCAGGAAAUCACUAAUCUAUUAAAGAAAGGUAAUGAAUUGGUAAAAUGGAUCAAAAUAUGUGAGAGACUGGAAACACAUACUCAAUCGAAUUCGUAUCCAAUGUGCACCGAACCUGACGAUGUCCAAUGGGUAAGUACCUAUCAUUUAUUCGAAGAUACAGCUAUCUGCAUGUAUAUUAUUGUGUAAACAUAAAUAAACUUUCCUACGAGAAUUUUUUUUUUAGUUAUACUAACACUGACCUAACCUAUUCGUAAUCAGCCGUCUUAUUUAAUAGCCCGAACCACUUGCGGCAAUGAGUAAGUUGACAAAAUUUUGGCACCGUGUAAUGAACGCGAAGAAAAAUUCGAAAUCAAUAGACGAAAAGAUCGAUAGAUUAAAAUCAGAACGUUUACAACUCAAAGAGGAAAUACGCAAUUUCGUUAAACAAAAAUCUAAAGAUCCAAGUCAUUCUUCCAAUUCUUCGGGUGUCUAG